Messenger RNA from Maudiozyma barnettii, 795 nucleotides. Its product is annotated as PQ-loop repeat-containing protein. The record is from RefSeq and is a predicted model, not a curated record. The coding region runs from base 1 to 795 and encodes 264 amino acids. NCBI's taxonomy places the organism in Eukaryota, Fungi, Ascomycota, Saccharomycetes, Saccharomycetales, Saccharomycetaceae. The transcript has a single exon.
AUGAAUUCAAAUAGUGGAAUUGUAACAGGGUUGGCAACAGUCGGUACGAUACUGUGGUGUGUUCAAUUGAUCCCACAAAUUAUUUCAAAUUAUAGAAAAAAAGAUUGCACAGGGCUUCCGCCCUUAAUGAUGUUCUUAUGGGUUGUGUCGGGUAUACCGUUUGGUAUCUAUUUUUGUAUAAUGAAUACAGAAAUUAUUUUCCAAAUUCAACCUCAUUUAUUUAUGUUUUUUUGCAGCAUAAGUUUCUUUCAAACAAUAUACUAUCCACCGGUCAAAUUACCAAAAUGGAAAAUCCUUGCAAUUGCUGGCUCACUUUUGGUGGUUGAUUUAGCAACAGAAUUGGGGUUUAUUCUUUGGUUGAAGCCUGUUUACAAAAAUGGUACUCAUUGGCCCGCAUUAAUAUUUGGUAUAUUAGCAUCCAUUUUGUUGGCGAUAGGUCUCUUACCACCUUAUUUUGAACUAGCAAAAAGGAAAGGAAGGGUAGUAGGAAUCAAUUUUAUAUUUCUCACAUUGGAUAGUAUGGGCGCUUAUUUCUCUAUUGCUAGUGUUGCUGUAGGAGAUAGAAAUGUUCUUAGUUUAAUUUUAUAUGCCAUAGUUGGUUUCUUAGAAUUAGGCAUAUUUGUUUCUCAGUUUAUUUGGUUAUUCCGGUUUAGAUGGUUCAGAAAGGGUCAUACCCAGGAAUCCGUCGAAAACGAGAGUAACGAUGAGUUUACAACUGUUGAUGAUCAGACCACAGAGGAGGAGCAUAUUUUUGUAGACUUAGAGAAACAAAAAUAUCAUGAGGAUACAAAAUAA